Molecule: messenger RNA, 2529 nt
Organism: Funneliformis mosseae
Lineage: Eukaryota; Fungi; Glomeromycota; Glomeromycetes; Glomerales; Glomeraceae
Source: the annotation of a GenBank genome assembly
AUGAAUUUCUCAAAUAAUCCUCAAAUCAAUACAAUAGUAUUUCUAAUAUUUAUUCUAAUUCUUUGUUUUCCCAAUUCUAUAGCAGAAUUUAUCUACACCGAAUCUAACCAAACAGAGGCAUCAAAACUCGAAACCUACAAAGACCGAACUAUUUUAGUUCGUGUUGUCAAGCAAAUUGGCAACGGGUGCCGAGAGCCAGAAUUAAGGUUGAGGAUUAUAUAUGAAAAUGGCACAGUAACACCAUUAAAUAUCAGUCAAGAAGAAUUAGGCAUACCUGUGUGGAAUUUCUGCAGGGUUGAAAUGGGAUAUCACAGGAUUAAAGGGAGCUACGCUUUAAGGAUUUACAGCUGGAUUCCCAAUUAUGUACUCAUAACGUAUAUGAAUGGGACAAGUUAUAACGAUCAAGAAAAUAUGUCUGUUUUUGCCAAAUUAAUCUCCUGGUCUGGUAAGGUUAUAGGUGAUGAAUACGUUGGGCCAGCUUACAUCGUCAAUGGAAUAAUUCAAUACCCCAUUGAAACACAUUUCGAUCGAGUGCAACCUGAAAGAGGAUUUUUCUAUGCUGACUUCUUAAGUGGAACAAACUUUAUAUAUUGGGUACACUUUAGCGCACCGGAUGAAAACGGGAUCAUUACCCGUCUUAAAGAUGGUACUAUUACAUUAAAAAAUAUGUUAUAUGGAAGUUUCUUCUACACAAUUCCCACAUUAGGCGGUGGUGAUUUUGGAAUUGUUAUUGUAAAUUCCACAAUAUCCUAUGAAAUUCCCGUCGAUGACAACCUUGACCCUCUACACAAACAACUACAAACAUACGCCAUCUUCAUUUCUUCAACAAAUUACGAACAACGUGGUCCCUAUUUACUGCAUAAUUUUGGAGCUACCCCUGCUUUAUCACUAAGAGAACUUACUUGUGGAAUCGACUAUUACGAGUUGAAGUAUAAUUGCUUCCUAGUGGUGAGAACUAAUCUCACCGAAAGGAGCCAUUUUCUUACGAAAAUUACGUUCACUGUUGACGGUUCAAAAACAUUUGACCAAACUUACGAAAAUAAUGAAAUAAACUCGCUGGACGUACACGAAAUAUAUAUGGAGAGUUUGUAUUAUGGAGGAUAUCUCUUAAUCCUCCAUCGAUACAAUGAGCUCAACGAUCAAGUUGAAGAACUGAAUGGUUACAUAUUUGAUAUGUCGGCAAACCUACAUGGACCUUGGCCAUUUGGUAAUCCAAUAAUAAAACCAGCCUUAGGAAGACGUAACGGAGUGUUGUUUACAAAUAAUACUUUGGUCACGCUUAAUCAAAAUUUAAACGAUUCAACUUGGUCAAUAAAAUCAAAACCUUUAACGAAUUUCGUUGAACUUGUACCGUAUAAGAAUCCGAACAUUGUUUCCACAGAUCCUCCAAAUAAUGAUCCUAAAACUCCUCUAAGAAAAGCAAACAUUACGAUUUUUUUCAAAAACGAGAUCGUUUUAUCGAAUGGAAACAUUACGAUCUUUCAAUAUCAAGAUUCAGAAUUGGUUCUGAAACAAAGUCAUCCCGGAUUACAUCCAAAUUGCAUUCUUGGAGAUGACCAUAAAUCGGUUACUAUCAAAAUGCUUGAUUCGAAUUUCAAUAUACCAAGCGCAACGUAUACUGUGGAACUUUCUCACGAAUUUUUUGUGGAUAAGCUAACUCGGCUAGCUCCUUUAGGACUACAGGCAGGAGAUUGGAUUUUCACUACUGAAAUUAAGUUGGAAGAAUACCCAGAUUCUCUUAAAGUUGUUCUUGGACUAACAGAAGACGCUUCUAUUUAUUUCAAGAAUUUAACUAAGAAGGAUAAAGUCGCAUUUUUAAAUCAAAUGUCAAUAGAUUUAACAGAAACUAUUCCGAUAGAACCAACGCGAUUCAUUCCAAUUCAAGAAACUCAAAAUCAUGAUCGGUGUAAUAAAGUUCUUAUUUCUAUUAGGAUUCGACAACGAGAUGAUCCAUUUAAAUUAAAUGGAAGAACGAUUAUCAAGGACUUGGAUACCCUGAUUAAAAAUAAAGAUAUUACAGGAAUAUCUCGUUUUGAAUCAAGUAAUAUGCUUGAUGAAAAUUUUGGUAGUGCUACCGGAAAAUCUUUUUCUGGAAGUUAUGAAGUUGAAGUCGGAUUUUUCGCAGCUUUUUUUAUUAUUGUCUUAAUCCUUCACAUUUGUGCAUAUAGUCUCGAAAUUUGGGGGAAUCGUGGACAAAAUUUUAUAGCGUUUAAAACUUCUUUGGCAACAGUAGAUAUUAUAUUCGAUGUAUGGUUUAUUGCAAAAUAUAGUUGUGAUAUUUAUGCUAUUUUUGUUGCAAGCAUUAUAAUCCUUGUUUGUUCUUGGACAAUUAAUUUCAUGUGUGCAUGUAUAAUAGUACGUGAUCUGCCCCCAGGUUUAAAUCGAGUUAAAUGCACGCUUGGAUUUAUCAUUGACGUUGAAUCCAUAAAACUUCAAUAUGGAAAUUGGAAUAAUAUUACAAAUAAGUAUACUAAAUACAGUUAUUGGUAUAAAUUUAUACUACAAGAUUUAUCGCAAUUAAUAAUUCAG